AUCGGCGGCGUUGUUAUUGACGCCAUAUUGGGGCCGGCGGCGGGUGGCCGAGUCGUUCCGUGGAGAAGAGAGGGUCGAGUGCAUCGCUUAGCUCCGUGCGGCCGGGCCACCUCGCAGCUCCCGCGCGUGGCCGCCGCUCCCGAGCCUUCCGUCCGCCCCGGCGUGUUGGAAAUCGCGUCUGGGUCACGCCACUGGCCGGGUCCGCUUCCGAAGGGAGCCGGUCUCCGCGCAGGAGCCCCGGCGCGCUCAGCCCGAGCGCACGGCGGGGGCGGCCCGGCCUCUCGGGAGCGGCCCGGAGCCGGCGGCGCGACUCUCGCGCCUCGGCCGCCUGCCCUGUCGCGGCUCCGCCGUCCCGGGCCCCACACCCACCGGGCACCUCCGAGGGCCCGUUUGCCCCCGUCCUUCCCGGCCCCGCCCGAGCCGGGCCUCGGCCGCCCGCCGCCAUGGCGUGCGGAGCCACUCUGAAAAGGACUCUGGAUUUCGACCCGCUGCUGAGCCCGGCGUCUCCGAAGCGGAGGCGGUGCGCGCCUUUGUCGGCGCCGGCUUCGGCUGCCGCCUCCCCGGCCGCCGCCACCGCCGCCGCCGCCGCCUCGGCCGCGGCCGCCUCGCCGCAGAAGUAUCUCCGGAUGGAGCCUUCCCNCUUCGGCGACGUCUCCUCCCGGCUCACCACAGAACAAAUUCUGUACAACAUAAAACAGGAGUAUAAACGUAUGCAGAAGAGAAGACAUUUAGAAGCUAGUUUUCAGCAGACAGAUCCAGGUUGUAGUUCCGAUUCACAGCCACAUGCAUUUCUCAUCAGUGGACCAGCAUCACCAGGGACUUCAUCUGCAACAUCCUCACCAUUAAAAAAAGAACAGCCCUUAUUUACUCUAAGGCAGGUUGGAAUGAUCUGUGAACGUUUGUUGAAAGAACGGGAAGAGAAAGUUCGAGAAGAAUAUGAAGAAAUACUGAAUACAAAACUUGCAGAACAAUAUGAUGCUUUUGUGAAGUUUACGCAUGAUCAGAUAAUGCGGCGAUAUGGAGAACAGCCUGCUAGUUAUGUUUCAUGAAUCACGCCUUUGCAUUUGUGGGCUGCCNUGUUCCUUGUUGAGUUGUUGCAGGAGGUCCCAACUAUGACAUGCAGCAAUGCCAGUACCCAUCUGUGAAUACAGGUUAUUUCAAGCUUUCGUCAGUGGCAACCACUCUUAGGCAGCAGCAAUUGGUUUUGGAAAUUUCCGUGAUGUCAUUACCACCUGAAUGUGGACCUUUGCUACUUGUAUUAAGACCAGUGGCCUCGUUUUNCUGUAUCAUUACAAUUUGGCUUCUUUAUAUUGUUUGAAAGGGAUUAAAGCUGGCAUUCUAGAACAUGCCCUUCACUGGUUAUGUAAAUAAAACUGUAGAAUGACACGUCAGAUGAAGUUAGUGUGAUUUUAAUUGUGCACUACAACCAAGCUGUAACCAGUUAUUAAUAACUUAGAAUGUAAUCCCAGGACAUUUAAGCAGUUAGUCUACAGNACUUCUGUGAGAUAGUGGAGGAGGAGGAAGGAGGGCAUUUCUGUAUUUCAGGACUUUUCUUGGGGUUUCAGAAUGGGUUUAUAUGAUUUUCUUUAUUAUUUUUUGGUAGUUUUAUUUAUUCUAUCAGUCUUUUUAACAAAUGUUUAUUGCUGCACCCCCUCCCCAGUGUAUUAUUGUUUUACUGCCCUUGGAGCACUGGAGUUUAGUUGGAAAAAUAAAACAUUUACUUCUAUUCUGCCUGUGUCCGAAUUGUACACAUGGGUAGUAUUGGAAUAAAGUAGUGUUUAAACGUUAAGUAUUUUAUAGAAAUCAACACAAAGUUAAUUUUCUGGCAAUAUUUACCUUUUAAAUGCUGUUUUCAGAAAUUAAGUUAUGAUUCAAAACUGCUUCUGUAACUUGCUGUAUAACAGCAUGUUAUAUAACAAGAUCUAAAACAGCUGUAGACCUUU
Messenger RNA from Mus pahari (shrew mouse), 1943 nucleotides. It is a transcript of the gene Akirin2, whose product is annotated as akirin 2. Gene Ontology annotation, biological process: positive regulation of innate immune response; positive regulation of transcription by RNA polymerase II. Lineage: Eukaryota; Metazoa; Chordata; Mammalia; Rodentia; Muridae. The transcript is spliced from 5 exons. The record is from RefSeq and is a predicted model, not a curated record. The coding region runs from base 444 to 1049 and encodes 201 amino acids. Gene Ontology annotation, cellular component: nucleus; chromatin. Gene Ontology annotation, molecular function: transcription coregulator activity.